AUGUCUUCUUUGGGGAAUUCGAACAAUAUAUUUUGGCAAGAAUGUCCUGUCGGGAAGUUGGAAAGGCAGAAACUACUUAACCAGAAGGGCUGUGUUGUAUGGAUUACAGGUCUCAGUGGAUCAGGGAAAAGCACGCUGGCAUUUUCACUAAAUAGACAACUGUAUUCUAGGGGGAAGCUGUCCUAUGUUCUUGAUGGCGAUAACCUUAGGCAUGGGCUCAACAAGAAUCUUGGUUUCAGUGCUGAAGAUCGAACUGAAAAUAUAAGGAGGGUUGGGGAGGUGGCAAAGCUCUUUGCAGAUGCUGGUACGAUAUGCAUUGCUAGUCUGAUAUCACCAUACAGAAAAGACCGGGAUGCUUGCCGUGCAAUGUUGCCAGAUUCAAAUUUUAUUGAGGUUUUCAUGAACACUCCUCUAUCAUUGUGCGAGUCAAGAGAUCCUAAAGGCCUUUACAAGCUUGCACGUGCUGGAAAGAUCAAAGGUUUUACUGGCAUAGAUGAUCCAUACGAACCACCUUUGCACUGUGAGAUAGAAUUACAACAGAUAGAUGAAGCCUGCCCCGCACCAACUGUUAUGGCUGAGCAAGUAAUGUCGUACUUGGAAGAGAAAGGAUUUCUGCAAGAUCAAUUGAUAGUGCUUAGAGAACCUGGCAGGAUGUUGUUGAAUCUGUACACUGUGUCUUCAGAAAACACCAAAGACAAAACACAGGGGAAUUCUGCAAGAGACAGGAGGGAUACAGAGAUGGUUCUAAACAGCAAUCUGAUGUUGACAGUAGCGAACGUAUCAGCAAAUUUGUGCCAAUACAUAGCGUGCAACCCAGAACGUUUAAGCAGCGACCAAGUUCUGCAUCUCCUCUUUUGUCUCCCUCUUCGUCACUUUGGCCGUAUUGCUCUCUCUUGCUGGACCUAUCUUUGCUACAACCCCAGACCAGCCAAUCUGCCUGACUCUGAUUCUGAUUCAGAUAACGAUUCCCACUCGGAUUGA
Molecule: messenger RNA, 981 nt
Organism: Dovyalis caffra
Lineage: Eukaryota; Viridiplantae; Streptophyta; Magnoliopsida; Malpighiales; Salicaceae
Source: the annotation of a GenBank genome assembly